Molecule: messenger RNA, 1029 nt
Organism: Laccaria bicolor S238N-H82
Lineage: Eukaryota; Fungi; Basidiomycota; Agaricomycetes; Agaricales; Hydnangiaceae
Exons: 7
Coding region: 1-1029 (342 amino acids)
Source: RefSeq, a predicted model, not a curated record
AUGAGCAGCACUAAAGCUGGAUCAUCUUCGUUGGAUGGCUCAGGGGGCAUCGAACCGGUAUCCGAACCCAGAGCUGGGCCUCGCCACAUAUACUACCGGAUUUACACCAAGCAAGGCGCACUCGAAUCAAACAACCCCAUCUAUUCCAACGAUCGCUUCAUCAGCCGCAUCGUAUCAAGAUCCGUAGCACCUCCGCAUACCGCUGCAUCCUUGAAAAAGCAUAUCUGCAGGAUUGAAGGAUUUGAGUUAUCUACCAAGUGUACCUUGUAUUCAUCACUCUCGGACCAAGCACCUGUAGAGGACUCCGCCCGUCUCGCGCUCAGAGGGACGUCUGGGCCAGGCGUAUCUGAGAUAGACCCGGUCAUUUUGGUCGUCGACGUUUUGGACGCCGAGAAGCGAUCAAAAGUGUCUUCGGUGGGAGUGAAAGAUCUCGUUGAAUGGUCGACGACGCGUCUGUAUGUCUACUACCGUGUAUACGACGAGGGCGGUGAAAUUUCCUCCAAGACCUCCUUCGAUGACACUGAUUCGUCUCUCGGCCGGCUUGAUACCGUCUGUAUUUCACCCCCACACACGGCUCUUUCCUUGAAGUGUUGCAUCAUGGGAGCAGAAGGGGUAUCCCCAGACCGGGCUUGUAAUCUAUUCGAGGAUGAGGGCGGCGAGAGUACAAUGAAAGAUGGUGAUACUGUUGCUCUUCUCUCUGAUAGUUAUCCAGGCGUUUCAAAGGAAGAACCUUUAGCUGUUGUUUACGGACUGCAGAAGGACGCUACCGACUCAUCAGAACAACCGAACUUUACGAAAAAACUUAUAGCGAAAUCAUACGGCACUUGGGCGGACUAUGAUAGUAGAUGGCACACGACGACAACUGGUGAAAUAUUUCACACAGAUGGGAUUUCAUUAACGAAGCCAUACGAUAAUGGCAGCAUUACCGGUACUUUCCUUCCAGUUUGUCGCGAAGCCCUCCCGCUGACCACUAUUUAUUCAUCAGGAUUCAUUGAGGCGCAGAUGGGUGACGAUCAGACUUGGACUUAA